Falco peregrinus (peregrine falcon) is the source of this 5341-nucleotide messenger RNA. It is a transcript of the gene DPP10, whose product is annotated as dipeptidyl peptidase like 10. Gene Ontology annotation, molecular function: dipeptidyl-peptidase activity; serine-type peptidase activity. NCBI's taxonomy places the organism in Eukaryota, Metazoa, Chordata, Aves, Falconiformes, Falconidae. The transcript has 26 exons. Gene Ontology annotation, biological process: proteolysis. Bases 207 to 2612 code for a protein of 801 amino acids. The record is from RefSeq and is a predicted model, not a curated record.
AGCACCGGCGCGGCGGGGCACUGCGGUAGCGGCACUGCCGCGGCGGCGGCUCCGCGCCCCCCGCCCGUCCUCCCCUUUCUCCUCCUCCCUCCUCCUCCGCCGCACCACUUCCAGGGGAGGCUGGUGUCAUGCGGCUGGCGCCGAGGGAGGGGUGCCCGGGGCCGCAGCGGCAGUGAGAGGCGGCGAGCCGAGCCGAGCCCCCUGCGAUGACAGCCAUGAAGGAGCAGCCGGCGCACCCGGGCGGCAGGGGGAACCCGCCGCCGCCGCAGCCCGACCAGGAACUUGGAAGUAACAGCCCUCCGCAGAGGAACUGGAAGGGAAUUGCUAUUGCGCUGCUGGUGAUUCUAGUUGUUUGUUCACUCAUCACUAUGUCUGUCAUUCUUUUAACGCCAGAUGAACUUGCAAAUUCAUCAGAAACCAGAUUGUCCUUGGAAGAUCUCUUCAGAAAAGAGUUCGUAGUUCAUAAUCCAGAAGCCAAAUGGAUUAAUGAUACAGCAGUGGUAUAUAAAAAUAGGAAUGGACAUGUUGUUGAGCUGAAUGUAGAAACAAAUACAACUACAUUAUUAUUGGAAAAUACAACUUUUGUAACAUUCAAAGCAUCAAGAUACUCUGUUUCACCAGACCUAAGAUUUGUUCUUCUUGCAUAUGAUGUUAAACAGGUUUUUCAUUAUUCUUAUACAGCUUCGUAUGUGAUUUAUAACAUACACACAAGGGAAGUUUGGGAGUUAAACCCUCCAGAAGUAGAGGAUUCAGUUUUACAGUAUGCAGCCUGGGGCGUCCAAGGACAGCAACUGAUUUAUAUUUUUGAAAAUAACAUCUACUAUCAGCCAGAUGUAAAGAGUAGCUCAUUGCGCCUGACAUCUUCAGGAAAAGAAGGAAUUAUUUUUAAUGGAAUUGCAGACUGGUUAUAUGAAGAGGAACUUCUUCAUUCCCAUGUUGCCCACUGGUGGUCUCCAGAUGGUGAAAGACUGGCGUUCCUGACCAUAAAUGACUCUCUGGUACCAAACAUGGUUAUUCCCCGGUUUACUGGAGGUCUAUAUCCCAAAGGAAAGCAGUAUCCAUAUCCUAAGGCAGGUCAAACAAACCCAACAAUAAAGCUGUUUGUGGUUAAUCUGUAUGGACCAGCACAUACCUUGGAACUGAUGCCACCUGACAGCUUUAAAUCAAGGGAAUAUUACAUCACUAUGGUGAAAUGGGUAAGCAACACCAAGGCUGUGGUGAGAUGGUUAAACAGACCUCAGAAUAUCUCCAUCCUUACGGUUUGUGAAACCACAACUGGGGCUUGCAGCAGGAAAUAUGAAAUGCAGUCAGACCUGUGGCUUCCUAAACAGAAUGAAGAACCAGUUUUCUCCAAGGAUGGCAGUAAGUUCUUCAUGACUGUCCCAGUGAAGCAGGGGGGCCGGGGUGAAUUUCACCACAUCGCCAUGUUUAUCGUUCAGGCUAAAAGUGAACAAAUCAGUGUGAGACACCUGACAUCAGGAAACUGGGAAGUUAUCAAAAUCCUGGCAUAUGAUGAAAAUACUCAAAAGAUUUAUUUCUUAAGCACUGAAGAAUCCCCAAGAGGAAGACAGCUACACAGUGUAUCAACAGUGGGAUCAUUGAAUCGUCAGUGUCUCUCGUGUAACUUCUUGAAAGACCAGUGCACGUAUUUCAGCGCAAAGUUUAGCCCCAUGAAUAGGCAUUUUUUACUGCACUGUAAAGGGCCAGGCAUUCCAGUUGUUAGUGUGCACAGUACAAGUAAUACUGCAAAGUUUUAUAUUUUGGAAAAUAAUGCUAUGUUGAAAGAAGCUGUUUUUAAGAAAAAGAAUUCCAGGACUGAAAUUAAAAUGCUUCAUAUUGAGGAUUACGAACUCCCUUUACAGUUGUCACUGCCAAAAGAUUUCACGGAUCGAAACCAGUAUGCCCUUCUAUUAUUAAUUGAUGAAGCUCCAGGCAGCCAGUUGGUUACAGAUAAAUUUCACAUUGACUGGGACUCAGUGCUUGUCAACUCUGAUAAUGUCAUCGUAGCUCGAUUUGAUGGCAGAGGGAGUGGAUUUCAAGGCCUUAAGAUUCUACAGGAGGUUCACCGAUGCUUAGGAUCAGUGGAAGUGAAGGACCAAAUAGCAGCCGUAGAAUCACUAUUGAAACAGCCCUUCAUUGAUCCUAAGAGACUGAGUAUAUUUGGAAAGGGAUAUGGUGGCUACAUUACAUCAAUGAUCCUGAAAUCCAGUGAACGGCUCUUCAAGUGUGGAGCUGUGGUGGCACCAAUUACAGAUAUGAAGUUGUAUGCAUCAGCUUUUUCAGAAAGAUACCUUGGUAUUCCAUCAAGAGAGGAAAAUACCUAUCAGGCAUCCAGCGUAUUACACAAUCUUCAUGGUUUAAAAGAAGCGAAUUUGCUAAUAGUUCAUGGGACGGCUGAUGCAAAAGUCCACUUCCAGCAUUCAGCAGAACUAAUUAAACAUCUAAUAAAAGCUGGAGUUAAUUACACUAUGCAGAUCUACCCAGAUGAAGGUCAUAACAUUGCUUCUGAGAAAAGCAAAUAUCACCUUUACAGCACAAUCCUUGGGUUCUUUAGUGCUUGUUUAAAGGAGGAGACACCAAUUUUACCACAGGAACCUGAAGAGGAUGAAUAAGGAAGCCUAUUUGUGUAGUACUGAAGGGGACUUACUUUGCGGCUCAAUAAAACCUUAAAUAAAAGUGACUGUAAGAUUGCAGAUUCUGCAGAAGCUCAAGGGCAGCUAAAGGAUAUCACAGUGGAACAGCACAUUUACAGACAAUGAGCUAAUAAACUGGAAUUUGACUACAAAGUCCAAACAUAUUACCAAGGGACAAAACCUUUACCUUUGUGGAAGGUCAACAGUUGGUUACAGUUUCCUGGAAGAACUUAGUUUUGCAUAAGUGUAGGGUUAGUGCAUGUUUGUUAUGUUAAGCCUCACUGUUGGUUCUGUAAGUGGUUGCUCGUUUUUUAGUUUAAAUACACAUCUUUAUUCAUCUUUGCAUAAUACACAACUUACCGUAAGUAUUAUGGCCACUAAUAUUUUAAAAGGUGAGCUGCAAUCUAACACUUUACUGUAAUGUUACAAUAAGUGCAAUUCUUUCGCUGUCUAUUACACAUAAGAAACCACAGAGAUAAUAAAGGGCACGAUAUUUUCUCUAGUUUCUGCUCAAAGGGGAUAUAUUGUCUCGUGCAUCAUAUAACACUGAUAUUGAAUUUUUUUUUCCCAAUUUCAGCAUUUACUAUUAUUACUGUACCUACUAGUAACCAAUAAGGGACUUUUUGGUAGUGUACUCUUGGUCUUUGUGUAUAUACCCAGGACUCCCUAAGCAGAAAAUCCUUCUGAGCUUGAAGUUUUUUUUUCAAGACAUAAUUAACAGCUGUGUUAAAAUUUGCAACGGAAAUCUUUCCCCAGUCGAAAAUGUAUCUAUUGUUUCCUUAAAAUAUGUUUAAGUUGUGUUUCGGUAUUGUUUAUAGUAGUUCAUAGGUUGCUGGUUACACUCUAAUUUUAGAAUAUGCUACUUUGUCACAUGUAAAUUAGAUACAUAAAUAUUAAAUUAUAGUUUCAGGUAAACAAAAAUUAUUAACAAUGUAUAACACCACUGAGUAAUACUUUACUCCUAAAAUGAAGACAUAUUUUGUAUAGUGCAUCUUCCUUUUCUUCCAUCUAGUCUCAGAUGCAAUUCUAAUGCUCAUCAAGGUGGCCACGUAGCUCGAACAUGCUGUUAGUUUUUAUUCCGGGGCUGCUCAUUAAGUCUCUUGCAACAGGAUUUAGCUUCGACGGCCGCACAAAGAAAUGAAAUGGUUUUCAUUCAAGGCAAAGGAAGCUGCUGACAAGUUAAAUUUUAUUAUUUAUUCAGAGGGCAAGCCCCUCAUACAUUCAUUUAUUUGCCAAGGUGAAUUACAGCAAUAGAAAUUGAAACUAGGAAAUAAACAAGGCAGCCAGUUUGAUUUUUCAGAGUAUUAACUCUGAUCACUGAAAUCAAGUACAAUGUUGACUUAAUUUGAGAUAUCUUCCUGAAGGUAUGUGGAAACUUUGACAGACGCUGUGCCAUGAACAUGAGAAUAGCUGUAGGUAAUGUUUUCUUUCUGGAUGUAUUCCAAAUACUUUCCUGCUCAAUUAAGGUUUCAUUUCUUGCAAGAUUAAAAAAGAAGUAAUUUUUUGAAGGUAACUAUACUAUUUAAGAUGAAAAGUCUGCAUAUUUUAUGAAGAAUGAGAAUUGUUUUUAUUGUAAUCAGAAAUCACCCAAAGCUUUUUAGUAAUUUCUGUCUUCUGGAAUAUUUUCUUUCACAGUUAGCAUUUUUUUUAUGAUGCAAAUAAUUAAUUUGUCUGAAAGCUGUGAUUUCAUGGAACAUUGGAAAGUUUCUGUCUGUUAAUGUUUAGUAUUUAUCUUGUUUUAUUAGCAGUGUUUGGCUAUUUUUCAAUUAGUUUAAUACAGUUUUAAUGUGCAAUGAUAUCUUGUUUGAGUCCCAGUGUCACCACAAAGUAUGGCUUUGCUUUGUGGUACUUAUAGUACAUAUGGAGUACAUAUGUAUAGUAUAUAUGUAUGGAGGCUACUAUGUGCACUACAGUAAGACCAUGCAAAACAAAAAUUUAAGAGAAGAAUUCAAACAAGAUUUUGCAGAUCCUGUUUUCUAUAGAGGAGGAACAUUUUUAAGGUCUGUUGGCUGGGACUUCUAGAUUGUGAUUUUUUAAAUUACACCCAUUACUUAAUAAAAGCUCACCUGAUGAUGCUGAUGCUUUUCUUAACCAAACAGGGUAAAUGAAGUCCUAAUCCAAUUGAGUUCAACGAGACAUUUUUCCUGAUUUGAGCCAAAUGCACAUGAAGAAACAAGCUGUAUGGCAUGCUGAGUGUACCACGUGGACUCAGCGUGCAGGGCCUACGUGAAAAGGCUAAUUCUUCUCCGUAUGUGCUAGCUGUUUCUCUGCAAGACAGCCACUGUGCGCUCGUAUUUACUAUGUUUCAUGUAUAUCGCCUUUAGUUACCUGCAAAAGAAAACAAACAAGGCUUGUGUCUCAGCAAUAGGUUUAUGUACGUGCUCAGGAAAUACGUUAUCCCAGAUCUGUGGAACCCACACUGUCUCCUUCUUUCCCCAUAACUCUCCAUUUCAGGCCUCCAUUCCCUACUCUUUCUACCCCAGCAUCUCAUGUCCAAUUUUGAUCAAUUUACCUGAACAUGGAGGUGGCAUGAGGACAUGGCUUCUGUCAGAAUGCUUUUGCCAGGACUGGUAUGUUUCAGAAGUGUGUAACCUGAAAUGUGGGUUAUCUAUGUGGAAAUGUGGUAUGCUUUUCAUGUUCUUAAUAUUUCUCACACUGUCCUACAGUAAAUGCAGGUAUUUUUAUAUAAACGUGUAUAUGACGAUGAG